AUGAGGCAAACUCCAAUUAAAAUUCAAAGGAAUGGUGCGGCCCAUAUGGAAGGAGAUAACUUAUUGGAGGAUUCUAUUCUAUCAAAUGAGAAGGAGCCAGGCCCUACGAAAUCUCUCACUAAUUUUGAUAAACUUAGAAAGCAAUCUGCUGAGAUUCGUGCAGCUCAAGGGCAAAUGGGGAAAGGGCUUUUCGAAACCAAGGUUAAGUUGGAUAAUUGUGCUUCUAUUUUUGAUAGUUUUUUGACGGGUUGGAAGUAUUUGCAUAAUGGAGAUCUGGAUAACUCUAUGCAGAUCUGGCUGGGUUGGGACCCGAAUUUUUAUGAUGUGGUUUUGGUGCAAAAAUCCAAACAGUUCAUACAUGCUAAGGUGUCAAUUGUGGGUACCUCGGUGUUUUUCUUUUGUACUGUUGUUUAUGCUCUUAAUUCUGUGGUGGCUAGGAAGGAAUUGUGGGAGGAUGUUGGGGCUAUUGCUAGUGCCAUUAUUAACCCUUGGGCUGUUCUAGGGGAUUUUAAUGUGAUUCGAAGUAACAAUGAAAAAAUUGGAGGGGACCCUGUUCGGAUUGAAGCUAUGGAUGAUUUUAAGUCGUUUAUAGAUGGUGCUGGGCUUCUAGACUUGAAAUGGAAAGGGGAGGAUUUGACCUGGAAUAAUAGACAAGUGGGAGAUGCAAGAAUUUGUUGCAAGCUUGAUAGGGUUCUGGUCAAUUUAGCUUGGAUGGAUGUGUUUAGAUCCUCUGAUGCAACCUUUUACCCUCCUGGGCUUUCUGAUCAUUCUCCAGUGGUGGUGGUUGUGGUGGAUAAAGCAGACUUUGGCCCAAAACCUUUCAGAUUUUUUGAGGCUUGGAUUGGUAGAGAUGGCUAUGAUGAGGUGGUUUGGCAGGGGUGGGAACAGCCUGUGAAUUUGGCUCUUAAUCCCAUUCUUAAGUUUGCGGCCAGAUUGAGGAAUGUCAAAAAGGUGAAGGAGGCUGAGGCUGAGUUGUUUCAGAUCCAGAGGCAGCUUAGUGAGCACCCUGAUGAUCCGAAUUUGGUGCUGAUGGAGACACAGGCUAAAAAGAAACUUUGGGAGGCUUUGGCUACUGAAGAGAAAUUUUUGAAAGAAAAGUCAAGGGUUAAACACAUUCAGUUGGGGGAUGGGGAGAAUGGAGAUAUUGUGAAGAAUCCUAACCAGAUUAAGGAAGAAGCUAUUUCUUUUUAUAAGAAAUUAUUUGGGACUGAUUCGGCGGACAGUGGUUUCUUUCCUAGUUCUAUUCCUUUGCAGCAUGGUUUGUCUCAAGCUCAUCAGGAAAGCCUUACUAGGAGAAUCUCUAAUAAGGAGAUUACGGAGGUCGUGUUUUCUUUUAAGAAUUCUAAGGCUCCAGGACCAGAUGGUUUUGGAGCAGCCUUUUACAAGCAUUCUUGGGAGAUUGUGUGA
This is a messenger RNA of Telopea speciosissima, 1407 nucleotides long. RefSeq lists its product as uncharacterized. Lineage: Eukaryota; Viridiplantae; Streptophyta; Magnoliopsida; Proteales; Proteaceae. The transcript has 4 exons. Bases 1 to 1407 code for a protein of 468 amino acids. The record is from RefSeq and is a predicted model, not a curated record.